CGCACAUUGAGGGUCCACUAGGCGCGCGUGCGUCCUGCCGCGCGGUCUUGCGCAUGAGCAGAUCGGCCCGCGAGGGCGGAAGUGAGGAGCUAGUGCGCGGAGGUGGGGCCGCCGCGCUUGCUGCGGGGUGGGCGAGCGACCGACAUGGCGACCCCCGCGAGCCCUCUAGCUCCCGUGGCAGUCCUGAUGCUGUUGCUUUGUGGGGCUCCCUGGACCCACGGGCGGCGGAGCGACGUGCGCGUCAUCACGGACGAGAACUGGAGAGACUUGCUGGAAGGAGAGUGGAUGAUAGAAUUUUUUGCUCCAUGGUGUCCUGCUUGUCAAAAUCUUCAACCAGAAUGGGAAAGUUUUGCUGAAUGGGGAGAAGAUCUUGAGAUUAAUGUUGCAAAAGUAGAUGUUACAGAACAGCCAGGACUGAGUGGACGAUUUAUCAUAACUGCUCUUCCUACUGUUUAUCAUUGUAAAGAUGGUGAAUUUAGGCGCUAUCAGGGCCCAAGGACUAAAAAGGACUUCAUAAACUUUAUAAGUGAAAAAGAGUGGAAGAGUAUUGAACCUGUUUCAUCAUGGUUUGGUCCAGGCUCUAUUCUGAUGAGUAGUAUGUCAGCACUCUUUCAGCUAUCUAUGUGGAUCAGGACUUGCCAUAACUAUUUAAUUGAGGACCUUGGAUUACCGGUAUGGGGAUCAUACACAGUUUUUGCUUUAGCAACUCUGCUUUCAGGACUAUUAUUAGGACUCUGUAUGAUAUUUUUGGCAGAUUGCCUUUGUCCUUCAAGAAGACACAGACCACAGCCAUACCCUUCCAAAAAAUUAUUACCAGAAUCUUCUCAACCUUUGAGAAAAGUCGAGGAGGAACACGAAGCUGAUGACGAAGAUGUUUCAGAAGAAGAAGCUGAAAGGAAAGAAGGAACAAACAAAGACUUUACGCAGAGUGCAAUAAGACAACGCUCUGUGGGUCCUUCAUUGGCCACAGAUAAAUCCUAGUUAAUUUUUUUGACUAUCAAUAUGAUUUGGACAUAAACAGAUGAAUCAUUUCUUUUGGUUUGAAGUGAACUGUAAUUUUGUACACUGGAGGAUUCAGUCUAUAUUGUCAUUAGAUUGAAAGGUCUGCCUUCACAAAAUAAAAGAUAGCACUGUGUAAAAAGUUUGAAAUAGGAUAUAACAAUAGUAUGGUGGUUUAAACAGUUUUUUAAUAUUUUGAAGAAUCUGGUGCCAAGCAAUAAGAUUUGUGUAUGUUUGUUUAAUAAUAACCUUUCAUAAUAAAAUUUUUCUGAGUUAAAAACUUACACUUCCCAAGUAUUGCAUUAUUGAGGUAUUUAAGGAGAUUACAGAAAAAGAUUUCUCAUUUUAUAAAGUUUUUCUGUUUCACUGUGUGAAAAAACACACACCAUAUUUCCCAUAAAUGGGAACUUUGUUCACUAUCUCAAAAAAUAGUAUUUCAGUGACAACUCUGGUCCUUUUAGAAAUAUAGUUCAAAAUUUCCUUGUAUUUUUAGAUUGCACAACUAAUAAAAACUACCUUAAUUACAGUUUUUUACACAUAGAUAUGCUACUGGUUUAGGAAGUUUUCAUAAGUCCAUGGUGUUGUCUUGAUUCCUAUAAGGUUGGUUGCUGUUUCUGUUCCUGUGAUCAGUGUCUUUUCUUACCAUGCCAUGGGCUACAUUUUUCAUUUUCCAAAUUGGAUAGUAUCCUGGAAAUAUUUUUCAUGUUUUAAUAAAUAGUAUUUUAUUUUGUUGUUGCAAACAAGUUUACUGAGGGCUGUUUACAGUUGAAGAGUUGGCCCAGCCACUAUGGCGCAGGGAUUGAGCAUUGACUUAUGAACCAGGAGGUCAUGGUUUGAUUCCUGGUCAGGGCACAUUUCUGAGUUGCAUAUUCAAUCCCCAGUUGGGGCAUGCAGGAGGUAGGUGGUCAAUGAUUCUUAUCAUUGAUAUUUCUCUCCCUUCUCUGAAAUCAAUAAAAAUAUAUUUUUUAAAAAUUGAAGAGCUGCCUACUGAUAAAACAUUUUGGCCACUGAUUAGAUUUUUAAAUCAUUCUUAUUGAACUUGGACUUGGACUUUUUUUUUAAUGUGAAGGUGAACAUUCCUGAUUUUUAUUUGAUGUGGAAAAGCUAUUUUACAUUUUAAGAAUUUAUAGAAGCUUAAUCUGAUAUAAAGUUAGCAUUCUACUAAGGCAGUGAUGGUGAACCUAUGACACGUGUGUCAGAGGUGACACGCGAACUCAUUUUUUUUGUUGAUUUUUCUUUGUUAAAUGGCAUUUAAAUACAUAAAAUAAAUAUCAAAAAUAUAAGUCUUUGUUUUACUAUGGUUGCAAAGAUCAAAAAAUUUCUAUAUGUGACACAGCACCAGAGUUAAGUUAGGGUUUUUUAAAAUGCUGACACUCUGAGCUCUUUUAUAGUAUUGGUUUUCAAUAUACAUUUGUCCUCAAAUACAGAAAAUUCUUAAAUGAUUUUGCAAAGUCGUAUCGUUUUAAAAUGUUUUUAUGUGUUUGAGAAGACAUACUUUGUAUUCUAUACUUUCUAUUGUGUGAUGUUUCAUAGGUGGGAAUCAUCAGGAUGGGACAUUUAAUAUAUUUUUACUCUUUAAAGAGUUAGAACACAGCAAAAAUGAGGUUAGUGUGGGGUGGCAAUAGAGAACUGUAUUGGCUUUGAGAAGGGGGAAAAACUAUUCAGGAUGAAUCACCUGUCUAUUAUGUAAUAGAUGAUUUCUGUAAUGUCCCCUCUCAUCUAGUUUCUUCCUCUGUGUUGGUUCAUCAGACUUACAGUUUCAUAAUGUACAACAGUUAUCUUUAAAUGCCUCUCCUGUAGAAUAUUAAGUAUUCUACCACUGAAGAGCUUGGAUGUGUAGUAAUUUUGUGAUGCUUUAGAAAAAUAUUCUAAGCACAAAAUAAACUUUUCUAAGACUUCA
This is a messenger RNA of Myotis myotis, 2899 nucleotides long. It is a transcript of the gene TMX1, whose product is annotated as thioredoxin related transmembrane protein 1. The record is from RefSeq and is a predicted model, not a curated record. The transcript has 8 exons. Bases 145 to 981 code for a protein of 278 amino acids. Lineage: Eukaryota; Metazoa; Chordata; Mammalia; Chiroptera; Vespertilionidae.